GUUUAUUUAUGACGUAGGAUGAAAGUGUAUAUAUAUACUCAGAUGUAUGAAACAUUGAAUCAUAAUUCGACAGUAAAUCCGAGUACUGACGACAAACUGAAACUGUUAAAAAGGUAUGAAUAUGGCAAUUCCUGGAGGACCAAUGGAAAUUUGUUUUUCAUUUGACACAACUGGCUCGAUGGGUGCAUGUAUCAACGAGGUAAAAGGCAAAGUUCAGGAUCUAAUACAACGUCUCCAAGCUGACAUCCCUGGCAUCCGAAUGGCUGUCUUUGCACAUGGCGACUAUUGUGACAAACACAAUUAUAUCACGAAACACAUUGACUUUUCAACAGAUGUAACUAAAUUGUGUAACUGGGUGAAAACUGUGGGUACAACCGGAGGAGGAGACGGAGAUGAAUGUUAUGAACUUGUAUUACAGGAGGUUCAGUCUUUGUCAUGGACUCCAGGAUCAAAGCGAGCAUUGGUGAUGAUUGGAGAUGCUGAUCCACAUGAACCGGGAUAUAAUUAUGGCGGGAAAACAUACAACAUUGAUUGGAGGGAUGAAACCUACAAACUUCUAAUGAUGAAUAUCAGAAUAUAUGGAGUACAAUGUGGUUAUUAUGGUUCAUCAAAAGAUUUCUAUAACAAAAUGACACAAGCUACUGAUGGAAAAUGUCUAAAACUUGCAGACUUUGCAAACAUGUUUGAUUUUAUGAUGGCCAUAUGUUACAGAGAACAUGAUGAAACUCUUUUACAGAAUUAUGAAACAGAAGUUCGAGCUAGAGGGACCACCAUAAACAAAGACUUAGAAGCUUUAUUUGGUAAACUACGACGUGCAGAUACAGAAGUUAUGGAUACAAGUCCAUCAGUCCCGACUGCUCUAACCAAAAUACCGUCACUGACAAAGCCAUCAUCAGUUAAAAUGCUGAAACCAAGUCUAAAGACAACAGUUAAGACCACAAGAAAACCACGUACAACACGGUUCAGAUCUAAACACGAACGAUUGCUGGAUAGACGAAAUGAGGAACGUUUGGAAAAAUACAAGUUAAAAAAUCUGCCGAAACUGAAAAGAGAAAACGUUCCCGAAACAAACUUCAUGCUUAAUGAUGCUCCUUGGUCUAAAUGGCAGCUAGCAGUAACACAAACCCUGCCGGAAGGAACAGAAUCUGACUUGUGGGAAAAAAGGCGAGGUGAUUUAACUGGCUUCCGAAGGAAAGAAAUAUGUGAUGGACAAUAUCAGAAACCUGCACUAUAUGAAUUCGCUGUACAAACAGCUGAACAUUGCAAGCGAUAUGUUGUGUACUGUAAAUGUAACAAAGGUUUCAUGUUGGACAAAGGAUCAUGGGAAUCUCGUUUAUUGAAUACACCAAACGUGAGAACUGAAGUAGAAGAUGUGCUCAAGAAAGGUUUCCGUUUAUUUGUAAGACGUUUCCCAUUAAAGAAAACAUGUGCAACAUCAAACAAGAUGACCGAUCUUGGUCACUAUGAUUACGCUUGGAGAGGUCAGCGAAAAGAAAGAACAUCUCCUCGUUUUGUGGAAUACAAACUCUGACCAUUUGUAAAUAAAACUCAUUUCAUUAUAUGUAUUGAAAAAUAUUUGAUCAAGAACUAUGCAUGUAUGUGAAACUAAUAUGUUAUUAUUUAUUUUGUUUGUUACAAUUGUUGUUGAAUAAAAAUGUAAAAUUAAA
This is a messenger RNA of Mytilus californianus (California mussel), 1667 nucleotides long. RefSeq lists its product as uncharacterized. Bases 116 to 1531 code for a protein of 471 amino acids. The record is from RefSeq and is a predicted model, not a curated record. Lineage: Eukaryota; Metazoa; Mollusca; Bivalvia; Mytilida; Mytilidae. The transcript has 5 exons.